GCACCGCGGAUCCAAAAGCAUCAAACAGUCUUCAGACCUCCUCAUCGACUCUUCAGUCAAUCAACCAAAACCAACCACCAACAUGAAAUUCUUCGUUGCUGUCAUGCUCCUGGCCCUCGCCGCCGUCGCUCUGGCCGACACGAAGCCCCAGGAAGUUGAAUCCGUGGAACCAUCCAACACCCAAGCAAGGGACAAGCGAGGCGUUUUGUUGGGCGCUGCUGCCUACACGGCGCCUGUUGCCUACAGCGCCUACACCGCUCCUGUAGCACCGGUUGCCGCCUACUCGGCGUACAGCGCGUACCCCUACGCUUACUCUGCUUAUCCUUACUACUCGGCUGCCUACGCAAGCGCUCCCUACAUCGUCGGUUAGAAAUCCUUCUGCCGAUCUUCGUCCACUCGAAGACUGACGACGACCCGCGUGAACAAUGAAGUGAAUUUCAAUUAAUCGUUGACAAUUUCGUACUUUCGUAGAAAACCAGGAAGCGAGCAUUUUACAAUUGCAAAGUGUUCGACCGAUUGCAGCAUUGAUAUCUUGUUCUUUUUUUUCUCCUUUUCACCUUACGAUCAAAGCGCUGACUGAUGUUUACGAUAAAAUUUAAGAUUCAUCCAAAGGCGGGUGGAUACAGGAAAUGUGAACACCGUGUUACAACACCUGAUAAAAUUCAACUAAAAUAACUAUUCUAACUGUGUAAACGAAAUUGUAGUUCAGAAAUUGCCAACGAUUAUUUUAUCAUGUAUUAUAUUGUAAAAUAUAAAUAAAACAAAUAUGCAUU
Messenger RNA from Diprion similis, 773 nucleotides. RefSeq lists its product as uncharacterized. Lineage: Eukaryota; Metazoa; Arthropoda; Insecta; Hymenoptera; Diprionidae. The transcript has 2 exons. The record is from RefSeq and is a predicted model, not a curated record. Bases 83 to 370 code for a protein of 95 amino acids.